Messenger RNA from Cannabis sativa, 840 nucleotides. RefSeq names its product pantoate--beta-alanine ligase. Bases 2 to 625 code for a protein of 207 amino acids. The record is from RefSeq and is a predicted model, not a curated record. Gene Ontology annotation, biological process: pantothenate biosynthetic process. The transcript is spliced from 4 exons. Gene Ontology annotation, molecular function: pantoate-beta-alanine ligase activity. Lineage: Eukaryota; Viridiplantae; Streptophyta; Magnoliopsida; Rosales; Cannabaceae.
AAUGAAGCCGCCACAUAGAAUCCUCAGAAUUCAUUUCAUGAUUUCAUCGAAUCCUCAGAAUUCACUCAACUUCAAGAAAUGGCUACAAGUUGAAAAUUUGGAAAAGGGUAUGUGUGGUGAGAGUAGGCCUGUGUUUUUUAGAGGGGUUGCCACUAUAGUCACCAAGUUGUUUAAUAUAGUUGAACCUGAUUUUGCUGUGUUUGGGAAGAAGGAUUAUCAGCAAUGGCGUCUUAUUCAGAGGAUGGUUCGAGACCUUGAUUUUUCUAUAAAAGUGAUUGGUUCUGAAAUGGUUCGUGAUGAUGAUGGCCUAGCAAUGAGUUCAGGCAAUGUUCACCUCUCACCUGAACAAAGAAAACAGGCAUUGUCAAUAAACAAGUCUUUGUCAAGAGCUAGAAUUGCUGCAGAAAAAGGUCACGUUAAUUGUCAAGAGUUAAGAGAUAUGGUCAUCAAAGCAAUCCAUGAAGCUGGUGGAAAAUUCGAUUAUGCUGAGCAUAUUGUUGACCAAGAAAGUUUGAAGGUUGAGGAAGAAAUUACAAGUCCUGUUGUGUUUUGCGUUGCUGCAUGGUUUGGGAAAGUGAGAUUGAUAGACAAUAUGGAGAUCUUCAUUCGAAAUGGUGAUCUAUAGUAACCCAACUUUUUGACAAGAAAUUUGGACCCAUUUCUUCUUUUAAUAAUGCUCAUGUUUACAAUGUUGUUCACAAAUAAGCCGUGCACAAUUUGUAGUAGGCUGUCUUAUAAAGAUCAAUAAAGCUAUGUAUAGAGAUUCUUUUCAUAUGGGCACAUUUCUUCAUGUAUAUAUUUUCAAUGAAAAAGAUGGAAAUUUUGCAUUGGUUUUUGACC